Menidia menidia (Atlantic silverside) is the source of this 1428-nucleotide messenger RNA. NCBI's taxonomy places the organism in Eukaryota, Metazoa, Chordata, Actinopteri, Atheriniformes, Atherinopsidae. The record is from the annotation of a GenBank genome assembly.
AUGAAGCCUCGACACAUCCUUAACCUGUUGCCAGUUUUGGCUCUGGCAUGUUUUCUCACCAUGAUAAGUGAAUGCAGCCUUUUGCAGCCUCGGCUGACCGGUCCAGAAAAAGCCUUCCUGAACUCCAGAGUGGCCUUCAGGUGCGUUGCCCCCGGCGCCCCCCCGCCGGUCACCUACCGGCUGCUGAGGGACGGCGGGGCCCCGGUCGCCACGCACGUCGACGACGAGGGCGGCCAGACCGCCGUGUUCCCCCUUAAGGUUACCGCGGCAACGGGGGGGGCGUACCGUUGCCGGGCGGCGGCCGGAGGCAUCACCGGGGUCAGCGCCGGCGUCCGGCUCACCGUCGUCACCCCGGCGUCUAACACCAGAGUGGAGUCAGACCCCUCCCCCCCCGUGGCGUUUGAGGGGUCCCGGGUGGCCCUGAGCUGCGAAGUGGACCGCGGCUCACACCUGUCCUACACCUGGUUCUUCAACCGCACGGAGGUGGGAGGUUCAUGGCCGGGGGUCAGGGCCUCCGGCAGCCGGCUGGUGCUGGAGAGGGCCACGCCCCAGCAGGCGGGGGGGUACUACUGCGUGGCCUGGGCCACGGUGCAGGACACCAGGAGGUUCUCCACCAGCACCGAGAUCCAGGUGGUCGUCAAGGUUUUUCUCUCCAAACCGAUGAUCUCCUUCAGCAUGGUCAAAGUGGGAGACGGUUACCGGGGCAACGUGACCUGCUGGUGCUCCAGAGGGAGUCCCCCGGCUAACUUCUCCCUGUGGGUUGACGGUAGGCCGGUCGGUUGGUUCACGGCCACCGGGGCGCUGGCCGUUUCCUUCCCGGUGCCCGCGGCGCCCGGGCUGGACAUGGGCGAGGCGCGCUGCCGCGUCCAGUCGCCACGGCAACAGCUGCACAGCGAACCCCUCAGUCUGGAAGUAGUCCCGGUCGGGGGGGGCCUGCGGGUGGAGCUGGAGUACCUGUACUCUGCGGGGUCCGGGCGGGCGGCGGCCAGACUCUGCUGCCUGCUGGUCCGCGGGACCUUCCCCUCCUUCUCCUGGCUGCUGAACGGCUCCCAGCUGCCGGCCGCCGGCCGCUCGCUGCUGCUGCCCGUAAUCGGACCGACGGAGGCCGGGCAGUACGCCUGCAGGGCAAGAGACAGCUACGAGCCCCACGGGCCCUGGGCCCAGAGCCCCGCCGUGAUGGUCCAGCCCACAGAGCCCGACACCACCCCCCUGGACGCCAUCGCCAUCCUGUUCUGCUGCUUCUUCCUGCUCACGCUGGUGGUCGGCUCCAUCUGCGUUUACAAGAUGUUCGACCGCAAACCAGCUCCGACCCACGUUCCUGCUGCCCAUAGCCUACUGGUCCCUCCACCUCCCAGCUCUCCGGCUCCCUCUGAGUGCGAGUCUCAGUCCGAUUCUGAUCCGGAUCAGACCAUGGAGAUCACAGUGUGA